AGUGCGGGUUGUGCAGAGAGCAGUUAGAGCAGCGAACAAUCACACCCAGCAGUGACCAGCUCCAGAGGUCAAGUUUGGAAUGUAACACGUCCUCAGCACCACAGACACAGGGACAGCCCAUUUCCUCUAGCCGGAGUCACACUUUUCCGUACUUUUAAACUUUCCACUUGCUGAGGGAAAGGCAUUCAUCCAAACAGGAUUCUCUCAUGGUGUUUCUUGGAGGACUUGGAAGUGGGCUCUUGUUAAGAUCAAGGUUCAAAGGCAUGCUGAGGGGAGCAGACAUCCUGACAGUCGGGUACAGAAAAGGUCGUCCCAUGAACUUUAAACCAAGCAUAAGCAGAUAAACAGUAGCUGCUAUCCAGCUGCCCUUUCAAGGUGACUGUAAUCCUGUGGGCAAGUUGUUGGAGAGUGCUGUAAUACCACGCCUGGUCGAAUCUCCGGACUUGAAUGAGGAGCUAAGCCAGGAUUUCUUGGGCCUACUGUGUAUGGUUCCACGCACGCAUGACUACAGGAAUCAAUUGAAGUGGACAGACGCUGAGACCUGCUGUGUUUCUAUGAAUAGCUGCAGGCUUAGUAGGUACAGAAAGCAGCACAGGUGCGGAGAAAGUGGGCAGUCUUCCAAGGAAGAGAAACAGUGACAGAACCUUUUUUGAAAAGUUUUUCAGCAGAUGUUUGCCAUGAUGUCUAGCAAACACUGUAAGGUUUCCACAAUGUACUCUAUAUUGCUGGUAGUGAUUCUGUUUGCCAUUCAGGAUACCCAAUGUCAAGACAUCUAUGCAAGUGAAAAACCGGAGAGUGCGAAAGGGCUUUUCUUCAUAGAUGCUGAACAGGAAAUGCUUUCAGUGCCUGCGGAGAGGAAAGGAGCCGCCGCCAUCUAUUCUUCAGGACAGCCUCCAGACUCUACAGCCGGCGUGUGUGAGCCCUGUGUCUGUAACCUCAAGGACAGCCCAGGUCCGCCCGGCAGGGACGGCAAGGCAGGACCGCCCGGUAUCCCCGGGAAACCAGGCUACAAUGGAGUCAACGGCUAUCCUGGACCAAUGGGGCCGAAAGGCAAUCAGGGAUACCGAGGCUACAAAGGGGAGAAGGGAGAUCCUGGAGUGGACGGCAGACAGGGACGUCCUGGGAUCCGGGGGAGACCGGGGCGGAGAGGAGUGCCGGGUGUGCCGGGCAAGCCUGGGGAUGCUGGGAAGCCAGGCAGCGCUUCGGAGGCAGCCGCCUACCUGUCAGGGGAUCAAACUCUGAUCAGAUCUCGCCUGAAGGUAGCAUUUUCUGCCGUAAGGACAGAGAGCUACGGACCCUUCAUCACUGAUGAACCUGUUCCCUUUGACCUCAUCCUCAGUAACUCAGGUGGCUUCUACAACAACAGGACGGGCGUGUUCAGGGCACCAGUUGACGGCCACUACCUCUUCCACUUCCACCUGAUGAGUACCAACAAGGCUGCAACAACUUUCGUGGACUUGAUGAAAAACCAUGAAAGCCAGGUCGGUGCGGCCUUCUAUGGACCGGCUUACGACAUGGCCAGUAACACGGCGAUUCUCCAUGUGCUGAGGGGACAUGAGAUAUGGCUGAGACUGAGGAGACAUCGGGCCAUCUACAACCCCAGUAAAACUGGCAGGUACACAACCUUCUCAGGCUACCUGCUCUUCUCCGACCAAUGAUGCCCCAGAAAUAAAUCUGU
Molecule: messenger RNA, 1678 nt
Organism: Branchiostoma belcheri (Belcher's lancelet)
Lineage: Eukaryota; Metazoa; Chordata; Leptocardii; Amphioxiformes; Branchiostomatidae
Product: collagen alpha-2(VIII) chain-like
Exons: 2
Coding region: 669-1658 (329 amino acids)
Molecular function (GO): protein binding
Source: RefSeq, a predicted model, not a curated record